UGAACAAACUGAAUGGCAGGCGAUUCUCCAGCAGUGCGACUCUACUAAGAACGGAUGACGACUGCGCCAUGCCCCACCGACGGUAGUUCUUUCCUGGGACUCCAUCAGGGAUCUGGAGACGUGAAAUCCUUUCUAAUUCUACCCAACGCCUAAAGUACCUGGGUUGGCUUAGUACUUGAAGACUCCAAGUUCCAAGUCAUCUCCAGCCCGGGAUCUUUGCGGCCGGAGGGUAGUUUCUUUUUCGCCGACGCUCUUAUUUUUAGUCUAUACUAGACUUUAUACGACGAUCAUCCCAGCAUUUAUCCGAGCAAGAACGACGUAAGGCGCGACGCUAACACUCGUUCGACCCAUUUUCGACUCAAGCUGAAUCUGACUAGAGAUCGGGCUUUCCGCCCACGGUUCGAAUUCAGUAAUUUUUUUGUAAAACAAUAUUUUUCGUUGGGCGCCUAGAGGCCGCCUGCACCUGGGCAGCGCGCUUUCACUGACGCGCCCCUUAAACAGAGGUGCUGCGCGGUUUCUCUACCCCGAAUCUUCCCAGAGCCUACGAGCAUUAUUGCCCCUCACCGCCGUCGCAAAGGUUGCCAACUCAACACCACCACCAAGACGCCUCACCGCGGCUUUGCCAGCCAGUACCAGGAUCAUUAGUCCGUACAUAAGCGUUGUUACGUUGAAGCGCGCCCUCUUCGAGAUGGAGCGCUUUUCCAAAUUCCGCCGGAGCAAAAAGGAUGCCUCUGGGCCAACGCCGACAGCAGCAGCAUCGACAGGAGACGACAGGAGCACUGGAAGUGCCUCGCGCACACCAUCCCCUCACUCUCAGAACCAAACCCUCGUGCCACAGCAGCCCGCUCCGGAGCAGCGCAGGAAACCCUCGCCAUUUCGCGGCCUCGCGAAUCUGCGCACCUCGGCCAAGCGCGCCCGCUCCUCGCCUCCCGCCUCGCUCCCACAGUCACCAUCGGCAGCCUCGGUGCAACAUCACAACUUUCACCUCGGCUCCCAGAUGGCCCCUCGGUCGCCUCUCUCAGCAAUGCAUCCCGCAUCAGAAUUGCCGGCAAACCGCUCCUUUUCACAAUCGCGCCCUUCGAUUGGGACGGAUGAUGGCUGCAGGCAGCGCCGGUCCGGCUACUUCGACAGUACUGCGGCAGCUGCAAGUUCAGCACCUAGGAUUCCCUUCUUUUUGACCCACUCGCAGCAAGAGAUUGAGCAAAAGUUCCAGGACCUCACUUGGCUUGAGCGCAACCGACUCCAGCUGUCAAUCCAAAACCCGGCGCCCUCAUAUCAGUGGGCGCGCGUGCCGACCAGCACGACAGUUAAGAAGCUUGACCGCUACAUCAACGUGCAGCCAUGGCAUAAUAACCGGGUUAGGUUGCAGGUGCCACUGGGCAAGGUUGACUACAUCAACGCAUCGCCCAUUGCGCUGUCGACGCGGGUGGGGGACGAACACGCAAGCCGGUAUAUAGCCAUGCAGGGGCCCAAGAAGAACUCGGCCGAGCACGUCUGGCGCAUGGUGGUUGAGCAGCUGCGGAGUCCCGCCGUUAUUGUCAUGCUGACCGAGACGCACGAGGGGCCGGCCGAGAAGUGCUACCCCUACUUCCCGCGAUCGCCCGAGGACCCGCCCCUUGAAAUAGGCUUGUCCGACGAGUUUGCCGACGGGUUCCGCGCCACGGUGCGCUGCGAGGCUAUCGAGCCGACUAGCGCGGGGGACGCCAUUGAGCUGCGCAAGUUUGUCAUCCGUGUUCACCGCCGUACUACACGUCCUACCACACCUCAACCACAGGAGAACGGCAAGAGCUCCGAGGGUAGUUCCGUUGGGGCAUCGGUGGAGGACGAGGACGUCAUCAUGAUGUCGCCGACCAAAGCAUCACCAGCAGCAGGGCUCACCACGCAAAGCAUGUUUCCCGACACAAACCACGAGAGGGAUACGGCAACGACACCUGGAGUGCAUUCGAGCGGGGGAAGCACGACUGGUAUGGAAGCGUCCGAGCCCGAGGUCGACGAGCGUAUCGUGUACCACUUCCUGUACACCAAGUGGCCAGACUUUGGCGUCCCGGCCCUGGAGGACCUUGACUCGUUCUUUGAGCUGAUGCGGUUGUCGCGCGAGAAGAACGCUGACGUCGACAACCCCCGCAUCGUGCACUGCAGUGCGGGCGUCGGUCGAUCGGGCACCUUCAUUGCGCUCGAGCAUCUGAUGCGUGAGCUGGACUCUGGCCUGCUGGAGAAUUACGAUGACGGACGGAGGAGCAGGCGGAACGGUGGACCUCCCGCGUCCGGGAUGGUCACGGCAACCCCAGACAACAGAAACAACGGCAAUCUCGACUUAAGCUACGACGACGACGACGACCUCAUCUUCAGCGUCGUCAACCAGCUGCGCGAGCAGCGGAGGACCAUGGUGCAGGCCGAGGCGCAGUACCUCUUUAUCUACCAGGUCAUGCGCAAGCUGUGGCAAGACAAGUACGGGGUCGAGGAGGACCGGGAGCCGGCAGCCAAGAGGCACGAGGGCGAUCCCUUCGUUGGGCAAUAGAGCAGAACCAGAUCGGUUGGGAGCUUCUAGGCCAGGCUAAUGUCCGCCAGGCGUCUUUGAUAAGGGGGGUUACUAUGCGUCUGUCUUGUUUCUUUUCGAUAUCCCUUCGGUCUAUCACCGAAACUGUUGGUUUUUUUCUUCUCUUUUUUUCUUUUUUCUUCUGUUUAAGAGGACCUUGUGAUAACGGCGGCAUGAUAGAACAUUUCUUUGGAGCGUUGUCUGUUUUAGCAUACCUUAGCCCAUUCUUCCUCUUGUUUUCUCCAUUACAAGCAUACCGGAUAUACCUUGCAUCAAAACAGCGGGUUUUUAUUUUAUUCUAGUACUGCUUUCACUUCGUCUGUUGCUCCCUUACAGACUUAUUUCAUCUGGUGCGUGAUACUUGACAGAGAUGGAAAUCUUCCCGUCUAGUAUAGGACUUGGGCGUUUUGGAGGCGUUGGUCUCAUAACUCUUUCUUCACCUGCAGUGAGC
Pyricularia oryzae 70-15 is the source of this 2987-nucleotide messenger RNA. RefSeq lists its product as uncharacterized. The record is from RefSeq and is a predicted model, not a curated record. Bases 689 to 2518 code for a protein of 609 amino acids. The transcript has a single exon. Gene Ontology annotation, biological process: protein dephosphorylation. NCBI's taxonomy places the organism in Eukaryota, Fungi, Ascomycota, Sordariomycetes, Magnaporthales, Pyriculariaceae. Gene Ontology annotation, molecular function: protein tyrosine phosphatase activity.